AUGGCUUCCGCAACGUCCACCCCAGGUUCUCUUGGCCCUGCAGGAGGUCCUCGGCCCAACACACCAAACGGUGGAAUGGAUGAGCUUCUUCCAUUGGUGAUCCAACUGACAAAUGCCGAACAGAGGGAAGUUGUGCUAUUGGAGCUGUCAAAAAAGAGAGAAUCAUUUGCUGACUUGGCACCAAUUCUUUGGCAUUCGACGGGGACUGUUGCAGCAUUACUACAGGAAAUUGUUUCGAUCUACCCACUCCUUACUCCUCCUACUUUGACUGCUCAUGCGUCCAAUCGCGUCUGUAAUGCUUUGGCGUUGUUACAAUGCGUGGCAUCGCACUCUGACACUCGACAGCCUUUCCUCGCAGCUCAAAUCCCGCUAUAUCUUUACCCUUUCUUGAAUACACAGUCAAAGUCGCGGCCAUUUGAAUACCUAAGACUUACGAGCUUGGGAGUCAUCGGAGCCCUUGUAAAGGUUGAUGAUGCUGAGGUCAUAUCGUUUUUGUUAUCAACGGAAAUAAUUCCACUUUGCUUGAGAAUCAUGGAGACUGGAUCAGAGCUUUCGAAAACCGUUGCCACUUUCAUUGUCCAAAAGAUUCUUCUAGAAGAGACUGGGCUUAACUACGUUUGUGCCACCGCUGAACGGUUUUACGCUGUCAGCACUGUGCUGGCAAAUAUGGUACAGCUUCUGAAACUGCAUCCUAGUGUGCGGCUAUUGAAGCAUGUAGUUCGGUGUUAUCUUCGUUUGGCAGAUCAUCCCAGAGCGAGAGAUGCGUUGAAAACGUGUCUACCGAAUUCUUUAAGGGAUAACACCUUUGGACCUCAUCUACACAACGACCCAACUGUACAGAAAUGGUUGUCGCAACUGCUUGGUAUUGUUGGUGCCGGUGCAGUAGAGGAAGGAAACGGAAACGCAAAUAUGUAA
Cylindrotheca closterium is the source of this 915-nucleotide messenger RNA. The record is from the annotation of a GenBank genome assembly. Lineage: Eukaryota; Bacillariophyta; Bacillariophyceae; Bacillariales; Bacillariaceae.